This is a messenger RNA of Nematocida homosporus, 1971 nucleotides long. RefSeq lists its product as uncharacterized. The transcript has a single exon. The record is from RefSeq and is a predicted model, not a curated record. The coding region runs from base 1 to 1971 and encodes 656 amino acids. NCBI's taxonomy places the organism in Eukaryota, Fungi, Microsporidia.
AUGUAUAAAUACCAGUUAUGUUUAUAUAGGCAAGAUAGUAUGGUGGUUGAGUUUAGUAGGAAACAGCAGUUAAAUCAAAGUAAAAAGGUUGUGGUGAAUUGUUCUAGAUAUGAACGUAGUGGUUCUCGAGAAAUUUGGGGUAAGUGGAAGUUGCUUAUCUGUUUGGGCUGUUUUUGGUUAUUAGCCCGGGGUAGUUCUGAAGCUAAGGAGAAGAAGCACGUGCUUCAACUGAUUGUAACGGAUAAUACUGCUAGUGUUCAGCAUAAGUUAGCUAUCGAGGCGAUUAAAAAGCAGACUCACCAGCAUAUUAUGAUAGAAAACAAGUUGACUAGCCGAGCUAGCCAAAAGGAUAGAACUUACUUGCGAAAGAUGGUAAUGCAGGCGUUGGACUCUCCUGCUUGUUGGCUUUUGACUCUAAGUGGAUUUAGCGCCGAUCUGCAUGAGGGCACGAAGCCGACUCCGAUUUAUAAGAAGCUUAUGCGUAUUAUUCGUGAGAACCACAAGAGGAUAUCUGCUGGUGAUGAUCACAACAAGUUGGCCGAUCUUCCUGAUAUUAACAUAGAGAUUCAAAAUUGUAGUAUGCCGUUUAUUGUCGCUGUAUGUCAUGCAGUGGUGGAUAAACGUGUUCUUCUUGGGUUGGAUUUUAAAGACUGUGAGGCAAUCCAUGGUAUUGAUUGGAUUCAUCUACUGCCUUGGUCUAGUAAGGCGGACUGUAUCUUUUCUAUUACGAAUAGUCAAGUGACUGGCAAUAUUCAAACAAACUUAAAGCAUUUGGCACAAGCAACCCUGGCACACCCCAGCCUGUCAGUAUUUGUGGAUGAUAUUGGCUGGGGAACGAUUGGAGCUGUUGCUCCUAAAGAUGCACCAUUGAACUUAUUGAGAGUUACACUCCGAGUUGACUUUAAGCUGAUUUUUGAUCUCAUCAAAGCCGGUCAGAAGAUUGUUGGUUUAGAGAGGUUAACUAUCUUGGGGCUAGAUAAGUGGGAGUGUGAGGAUUGCAUAAAGGAUCAGUUAAAGUCUCUUAAACAAUCCAAUAGUCCUUGGCAGAUCCGGUGCCCGGUAGUAGUUCAACUACCAAAGUAUUAUUGUGAGCGACCAAACAGAGAAGCCGACUUAUCCGAAUUUAUAACUUGUCUAGGCGUAACUGACAAUGCUAGUAAAGUUGUAUUUACUUAUCAAGAUUGGACGAACAUCAUGGUUCUCGAGCUUUUUAAGCUGCCUAACUCGGCCAAAGCUCCCAACUCAUCAGCUAGAAAUAGUAUAGCUCACCGGGUAAAUUUUAUGGCUAUGACCCAAGAUCCAUUGAUUAUGCGUAGGUUAGCCCAUUAUUACACACAUUUCGAUAAAAUCCCCAAAGCGAAAUAUACUAAUAUUGAGAUCGUUGGUGGUGAGAUGCUUCAAUUAAACCACAUCGAGAUGAUUAGUGCCUACUGUGACAUCUUAAACGCCCUCCUAGACUUGUGUGCCUUCAUCCAAGUUGAGCAGGCAGUGAUUAGCGGUACAACAGAGCCAGCCCCAAGCGGCCAAUCACUCACAAGCACAGCAUUGUUAAACAGCAAACCUCCAUCAUCCUGCCCAACCCAUUCUAGUAAAUCCGCCACUGCUAAUUCCAGGGCUGAUAGACUAUUAGCCAGGCCACUGCCUCAACUAAAGAUGACUAAAUUCGGAACCUUAGAUUUUGUUGGCAUCUCUAAUGAACUGAUUUAUAUGCUGAUUGAUGAUCUGCUUCGGCCCACUUACUUUCAAACCAUCAACAUCAUCGAUGUACCAAAAAUCAACACAACCCAACUUGCCAGGCUAUUAGAGGAUAACAAAGGCCUAGGCAUUAGGCUAAUUAAAGUUCAUCUCAACGAUAAGCAUACACUCGAUUUAAGACCAGCACACAGUGCCCAAGCAAAUCCAAUGCCAGCACAGUCUAAUGUACAAGCACACCAAGAUUCAGCUCAAGUUACUCCAACAACCCCCUCAUGA